Molecule: messenger RNA, 1209 nt
Organism: Malassezia vespertilionis
Lineage: Eukaryota; Fungi; Basidiomycota; Malasseziomycetes; Malasseziales; Malasseziaceae
Product: acetyl-CoA C-acyltransferase
Exons: 1
Coding region: 1-1209 (402 amino acids)
Biological process (GO): phenylacetate catabolic process; fatty acid beta-oxidation
Cellular component (GO): peroxisome
Molecular function (GO): acetyl-CoA C-acyltransferase activity
Source: RefSeq, a predicted model, not a curated record
AUGAGCUUUGCCACCCAAACCGGAAAAGACCAACUUGUUGCUAAGCACGACGACGAUGUCGUGAUCUGUGCAGCGCUGCGCUCGCCUAUCACGAAAGCCAAGAAGGGCGGUCUUGCUCAGGCUGCGCCAGAGGAGAUGCUCGGUGUUGUCCUCAAGGCCAUCAUCCAGAAGACCAAGAUUGACCCGAAGCUUAUUGAGGAUGUUUCCAUUGGUAACGUGCUUCCCCCUGGUGGCGGUGCUACUUCUGCACGCCAGGCUGUCCUUUGGGCUGGCAUUCCCAACACUGCUGCGGUGAACACUGUUAACCGCCAGUGCUCUUCUGGUCUCGCCUCGAUCAACCAGAUCGCCAACGAGAUCCUUUCUCGUCAAAUUGACAUUGGUAUUGCGGGUGGUGUUGAGUCCAUGACUCUUAACUACGGCGCCGGUGUCAUGCCGACCAAGAUGUCUGACAGCGUCCUUGAAAACGAGGAGGCUGCCGACUGCCUUAUGCCCAUGGGUAUUACCUCGGAGAAUGUUGCUCGCAACUUCAACGUUACGCGUGAGAAGCAGGAUGCCUUUGCUGCCGAGUCGCAGCGCCGUGCUGCCGAGGCCCAGAAGGCCGGCAAGUUUAAGGAGGAGAUCGUUACGAUCAACUACGUUGAUGACGAUGGCAAGGAGCGUGUUGUUUCCGAGGACGAUGGUAUUCGUGCUGGUGUGACAAAGGAGUCGCUCGGCAAGCUCAAGCCUGCGUUUGCCGCCGACGGCACCACCCACGCCGGUAACGCCUCUCAAGUCUCGGACGGUGCCGCCGCUGUUCUUUUGGCCCGCCGUAGCAUUGCCAAGAAGUACAACCUGCCUAUUCUCGGCAAGUACAGCGGUGCCGCUGUGGUCGGUGUGCCCCCCAACGUGAUGGGCAUUGGCCCCGCCUUUGCCAUCCCCAAGCUCUUGGAGAAGGCCGGCCUCAAGUCCAACGACAUUGACAUUUACGAGAUCAACGAGGCGUUUGCGUCCCAGGCGCUCUACUCUGUUGAGAAGGUUGGCCUCGACCUUGCCAAGGUGAACCCUAACGGUGGUGCCAUUGCGCUCGGCCACCCGCUCGGUGCCACCGGUUCUCGCCAGAUUGCCACUGCGCUUGCUGAGGCGAAGCGCUCCCACGCCAAGUUCAUUGUCACUUCUAUGUGCAUUGGCACUGGUAUGGGUAUGGCUGCGCUUGUUGUUAACGAGCAGUAA